GUUGUCCAUGAUAAACAAUUUUAUUUUGAAAAAAUAUAUUCAUCAUUGUCAUUAUUAAUUGAAUAAAUAAUAACAAUUGAUGAUGAUGAUGGCCGAAGUGAAACAAUCUCCAUCCGCAUCAUCAACGCCGGUUAAGGUGAAUCAAACAAACAAUCAACAACAGCCAACAUCUACUGGAUCAUCAAGUAAUAUUAAAAUUAAUAUUCGUUCAUCAAUGGAUAAUAAUAAUAAUAAUAAUAAUCCAUCAUCUAAUAAUAAUACAGGAGGCGGUGGUGGUGGUAAUCCAAAAACAUUUAAUAGAAAUAAAUCUGAUUCUGAUAUUGAUUCACAACAUCAACAACAACCAUCGGAUAAUCAACAACAAUCGCAGAAUAAACAACAACAGAAUAAAAAACGUAAAUCAAAUAGUAAUCAUCCACAUUAUCAUCAUAAUCAAGAUGGUGAUCAAUUAUCUGCUAAUUAUAAUGGUAUGCCAUCAUCGUCAAUGAUUGGUCCACGUUUAACUGGACAGCCAAUAUUUGAAUUUCCACCGCCAGAUCAAUCAACCCAAACAUUUACAGGAAGAUGUCGUUUAUUCGUAGCCAAUCUACCAUCUACAGCAACCGAAGAAGCAUUACGUAAAUUAUUCUCUGAAUUUGGACAAAUAUCUGAAAUAUUCAUCGGAAAAGGAAAUCAAUUUGCAUUCAUUAAAAUGGAUACACGUAGUAAUGCAGAAAAUGCAAAAAAUGCAUUGGAUGGUAAACCAUUCGAAGGUCGUACAUUACGUGUACGUCUUGCUGCUCAUGCUGCUGCGAUCAAAGUAACCAAUCUUCCGCCAUGUGUUUCCAAUGAAUUAUUACAGUUUGCAUUCAGUACAUUUGGUCCAGUUGAACGUGCCAUUGUUGUUGCCGAUGAUCGUGGUCGUUCAAUAAAUGAAGGCAUUGUUGAAUUUGCACGUAAAUCCUCGGCUCAAGCAGCGAUUAAAAAAUGUACAAAUGAAUGUCUAUUAUUAACGGCAUCACCACUUCCUUGUGUAGCUACAUCGCUUGAAUCACGUGAUGAAGAAGAAGGUGUGCCGGAAAAAAAUAUUCAAUAUCAAUCGGAUUAUCGUCGUGAACGUGAAAUUGGGCCCAGAUUUUCCGAACCAAGUACUAUUGAAAAUGAAAUUGCAAAAAAAUGGAAAGAUUUUAUUCAACAUGAAGCCGAACGACGACAAGCAUUCGAGGCGGAAAUGCAACAAAAACGUGAAAAUUUUGUUGUACAAAUGGAAUAUUUUCGAUUGGAAGAGGAAACCAAACGAUUACGUGAACAAUUACAACGAAUGGAAUCACAAGUACAACAUAUGAAUGUUGAACGUGAUUCACGACAAGAUUAUGAACGACAACGUGAAGAAAUGCGUCGACACCAUGAAAAUGUUAUGCGACAACAGGAAGAACAAUUGAUGGGUGGUCAACAGCAUACACCAAAUGAAAUGAAUAUGUUACGACGACAGGAAAGUGAUCUUCGGCAACAAGUAACAACCUUACAUCAGAUGCUUGAACGACAAGAACAAUCGUUACGUCAAAUGGAUCCGAUGGGACAACAUAUGGAUUCACAAAUGUAUGGACAACAACAAUCACAAAUGAUGCCUGGUAAUAAUGUUGGUAAUGGUCCACCACAGCCAGUUCCGCCGCCACAUCAAACACCAAUGUCUGGAUUGAUUGGACCGAUACAACCAUCACAGCCACAUGGUCCUGCAAAUCCAUAUGGUCAUCAACAGAAUCAUCAUUUUGGUGGUUUACCACCUCCACAUUCGCAACAUCAGCAGCAACAACAACAACAGCAGCCACAACAACCACCACAACAUCCACAAAUGAAUCAUCAUCAUCAUCCUUAUGGUGGUGUACCACCUCCAUCAAUGCCUGGUCAUCAUCCUGGCGGACAAAUGCAACAACCGGUACCGAUUGUACCUUAUAAUGGUGUUCCACCACCACAAUUAUAUGGUCAACAACCCCCAUCUCAACAACAGCAACAACAACAACAAUCUGGAAUGAAUCAUGAAAAUGGUAAUAAUAAUUAUGGAAAACGUAAUCGACGAUAUUGAAAUCCAAUGAUGAAUGAUAAAUGAAUGGAUUAAUAUUUUUGGUACUUUUGAAUUCUUUUGCAUAUUAUUUUCAUCACAUCAAUUUGAAAAGUAU
Molecule: messenger RNA, 2156 nt
Organism: Dermatophagoides pteronyssinus (European house dust mite)
Lineage: Eukaryota; Metazoa; Arthropoda; Arachnida; Sarcoptiformes; Pyroglyphidae
Molecular function (GO): RNA binding
Source: RefSeq, a predicted model, not a curated record